Messenger RNA from Apodemus sylvaticus (European woodmouse), 5831 nucleotides. RefSeq names its product Cbl proto-oncogene B (gene Cblb). The record is from RefSeq and is a predicted model, not a curated record. Gene Ontology annotation, molecular function: SH3 domain binding; receptor tyrosine kinase binding; ubiquitin protein ligase activity. Bases 37 to 2529 code for a protein of 830 amino acids. Gene Ontology annotation, biological process: negative regulation of epidermal growth factor-activated receptor activity; signal transduction. Gene Ontology annotation, cellular component: membrane raft; plasma membrane. Lineage: Eukaryota; Metazoa; Chordata; Mammalia; Rodentia; Muridae. The transcript has 16 exons.
CGAAACCUCACAAAACUGUCCCUUAUCUUCAGUCACAUGCUGGCCGAAAUCAAGGCGAUCUUUCCCAAUGGCCAGUUCCAGGGAGAUAACUUCCGGAUCACCAAAGCAGAUGCUGCUGAGUUCUGGAGGAAGUUUUUUGGAGACAAGACUAUUGUACCAUGGAAAGUCUUCAGACAGUGCCUGCAUGAGGUCCAUCAGAUCAGCUCUGGCCUGGAAGCAAUGGCUCUGAAGUCCACCAUUGAUUUAACUUGCAAUGAUUACAUCUCAGUGUUUGAAUUUGAUAUUUUUACCAGACUAUUUCAGCCCUGGGGCUCUAUUUUACGGAAUUGGAACUUCUUAGCUGUGACACACCCGGGAUACAUGGCGUUUCUCACGUAUGAUGAAGUUAAAGCACGACUACAGAAAUACAGCACCAAGCCUGGGAGCUACAUUUUCCGGUUAAGCUGCACUCGGCUGGGACAAUGGGCCAUUGGCUAUGUAACUGGCGACGGCAAUAUCCUACAGACAAUCCCUCAUAACAAACCCCUGUUCCAGGCCCUGAUCGACGGUAGCAGGGAAGGCUUUUAUCUCUAUCCUGAUGGGCGAAGCUAUAACCCUGAUUUAACCGGAUUAUGUGAACCUACACCUCAUGAUCAUAUAAAAGUUACACAGGAACAGUAUGAACUGUACUGUGAGAUGGGCUCCACUUUCCAGCUCUGCAAGAUCUGUGCAGAGAAUGACAAAGAUGUCAAGAUUGAGCCUUGCGGGCAUCUGAUGUGCACGUCGUGCCUUACCGCGUGGCAGGAGUCUGAUGGCCAAGGCUGCCCCUUCUGUCGCUGUGAGAUAAAAGGGACCGAGCCCAUCAUCGUGGACCCCUUCGACCCGAGGGACGAGGGCUCCCGGUGCUGCAGCAUCAUUGACCCUUUCAGCAUGCCCAUGCUGGACUUGGAUGAUGACGAUGAUAGAGAGGAGUCUUUGAUGAUGAACAGGCUGGCGAGUGUUCGAAAGUGCACAGACAGGCAGAACUCACCAGUCACAUCGCCAGGAUCCUCACCCCUUGCCCAGAGAAGAAAGCCUCAGUCAGACCCUCUCCAGAUCCCCCACCUCAGCCUGCCGCCAGUGCCUCCCCGCCUGGAUCUCAUUCAGAAAGGCAUUGUGCGUUCUCCGUGUGGCAGCCCCACAGGCUCCCCAAAGUCUUCUCCAUGCAUGGUUAGAAAACAAGACAAACCACUCCCAGCUCCCCCUCCUCCCAUGAGAGAUCCUCCCCCUCCGCCAGAGAGGCCUCCCCCAAUCCCACCUGACAACAGACUGAGCAGACACUUCCACCAUGGAGAGAGUGUGCCUUCCAAGGACCAGCCAAUGCCUCUUGAAGCCUGGUGCCCUCGGGAUGCCUUCGGGACUAAUCAGGUGAUGGGAUGUCGCAUCCUAGGGGACGGCUCUCCAAAGCCUGGAGUCACAGCAAACUCCAACUUAAAUGGAAGGCACAGUAGAAUGGGCUCUGACCAGGUUCUGAUGAGGAAACACAGACGCCACGAUUUGCCUUCAGAAGGAGCCAAGGUCUUUUCCAAUGGACACCUUGCCACGGAAGAAUAUGAUGUUCCUCCUCGGCUUUCUCCUCCCCCUCCAGUCACUGCCCUCCUCCCUAGCAUAAAAUGUACUGGUCCAUUAGCAAAUUGUCUCUCAGAGAAAACAAGAGACACAGUAGAAGAAGAUGACGAUGAAUACAAGAUUCCUUCAUCCCAUCCUGUUGCCCUGAAUUCACAGCCAUCUCAUUGUCAUAAUGUCAAGGCUCCUGUUCGGUCUUGUGAUAAUGGCCACUGUCUAUUGAAUGGAACUCAUGGUACGCCUUCAGAGAUGAAGAAAUCAAACAUCCCAGAUCUAGGCAUCUAUAUGAAGGGAGAUGUUUCUGAUUCAUCCUCUGAUCCAGUACCAUUACCACCUGCCAGGCCUCCACCCCGGGACAACCCAAAGCAUGGUUCUUCAGUCAACAGGACGCCCUCUGAUUAUGAUCUUCUCAUCCCUCCAUUAGGUGAAGAUGCUUUCGAUGCCCUCCCUCCAUCCCUCCCUCCUCCCCCACCUCCUGCAAGACAUAGUCUCAUCGAGCAUUCAAAACCUCCAGGCUCUAGUAGCCGGCCUUCCUCAGGGCAGGACCUUUUCCUUCUUCCUUCAGAUCCCUUCUUCGACCCAACAAGUGGCCAGGUUCCCCUGCCUCCUGCUAGGAGAACACCAGGAGACAGCAGCAAAACCAACAGGGCCUCCCAGGACUAUGACCAGCUCCCCCCAUCUUCAGAUGGUUCCCAAGCACCAGCUAGACCCCCCAAACCGCGACCCCGAAGGACUGCACCAGAAAUUCAUCAUAGAAAGCCCCAUGGGCCUGAAGCGGCAUUGGAAAAUGUUGAUGCAAAAAUUGCAAAACUCAUGGGAGAGGGGUAUGCCUUUGAAGAGGUGAAGAGAGCCUUAGAGAUUGCCCAGAAUAACGUGGAAGUGGCCAGGAGCAUACUUCGAGAAUUUGCCUUCCCUCCUCCUGUCUCCCCACGUCUGAAUCUAUAGCAGCCAGAACUGCAAACAUCAAAGGGCAGUUAACAAAAAUUCCAGGAGUAUGGAACCGAAAAACUGAGAGGGAAUGCAGGAGCCAUGGUGUCUGUCCGUGUGGCAUCUCCAGAAGGCAGGUGGAGUCCAGCUUCUCUGGUACCACAGCUCCCUUAGGAUGCCCACACUGCAGCUUCUGUGUUUGUGCUAGCCAUACUUUGAAAUCAGGGUUGAACUGAUAAAAUAAUUUAAAGACGUUUACUCCCCCCUUGAACUGUGAAUCUGUGAAAUGCUUUUCCUUGUUUACACGUUGGCAGAACUGCAGUUUGUCUGUUUUUGAUUCCUGUACUGUGUUCCUGACAGGCCCUUUUGCAGAGUCGGUCAGGUCUGCUGUAAGUUUUUCCAUGCCUGCCCUGGUGCCCACAUCGGCGGCUAAACCAUCUCUUUGUGUUGCUAUCCAUCCGGGCCCACCUCAUGUACCCAGGUCCAGUUCCAUUUCUUCCAUUCAUGUGGCACGCUAGUCUGAAGAUCCUGAGUUUUCAGUGUUUCAAACUAAUGCAGAAAGAAAAAGAAAAAUGCGUGUGGUCUUGUCUUCACUACUGAGUCUUUUCUUUGGGAACCAUCACUGUUGAGAAGCGUGGAGGAAAACCUGAAUGUAAAAAGCAUUUAUUUGUCAAUAAACUGCCUUUUGUAAUGGGGUUUUUUACAUACUAUAAAAGAGCUUCUCUUGUUAGUUUAAGUUCUGUGACCUUUAGGUUUCUCACCUCUCCCUCUCAGCCACCCAGGAGUGUCAUGAUGCUGUAAAAGUGACUGCUGCAGAUGCAGGAGAAACAAGUGUACAUGAGACAGUGCUUGUACCAUAGGACCAUAAUGAGGUCCCCUGAUGUUUAUGCCUGCAUCCCUUUCAGGAGAGAUGGAGGAGAGGACCGCCUCCAAAUAGGUUACUAUGCCUUUAGAUAAGCUAGUGGACAUACAUGCCUUUCCCAAAUGAAAAAGAGCCCAUUCUGCAUUUUAUGACGUCAUGUGCUCCUCACAGUGGGGGAGCCCCUAAGGCACUGAUGACUGUUAAGUAUCACUGCCACUGCAGGCCUUGGAACUCGCAAAACUUUUAGUACCCUUUGUCCAGGAUCCCUGUUUACUCUAUGGGUUUUGUCAUUGAUGGCUCUGUGUUGCCCCAUCCUGUCAGAUGAAACCGUGGUUACGUUUAAUCUACAGAUUUCUUUUGACCAUCUGUAAUGUGAUGUGCACUCUUGUUGGCUUUGAAAGCACAAACUCUGACACAUGAACUCCACCAUAUUAUUUGUGCAGAUGCUUUUUGGUGGUAAAUGUCUCUAGUCUGAUGGAUGAAGCUUCAAGGAUUGAUGUUAGGACUCCAGACCUCUGUGGCAAUGUCAGGUUUCUUUUGUUUUGUAUUGUUUUGUUUGGUUUUUUAUUUAAUUUGGUUUGGUUUUAUUCUUUAUUUUUUUCUUUUUUGCAUCCUUAAUAGUGGGAGGAAAAGAAUAAAAACUAUCUCCAUGUAAAAAUGCUUGAACCACAUUUUGAUACUUUCUAAACAUGGAUUUAGUUGUAGUUUUGUACGGAUGUUUCUUACCACUCCUUACUCCACACCCAGUCUCCCAUACAGAAAAGCCUCAGAUAACCACUCAUCCUGACAAAGGACAACAAGAUAGUACAUCAGACAGAUCCGAUGGAGCCACCAUCGUACAAGACUCAUGGACAAAGCUGUGUUUGUCCACGAAGGGAUCCAGCACAUUCUUUUUGCAGUCUGGCUUUCAUGGACAGAGACAGGAUUUGAGAAAUCCUGGUCUUUGCAGAUUUUAGGUUUGUUGGUCCUCUGAUGCUUCAGCUACCAGAAGGGGUAUUUUUUUUUUAAAGGUUUUGCCAUCCUAUACCUGGGAGGAGGUAUGAAUACAAGUUUUUUAUACUUUUAUAAUUGGCUGUUUGUUGUUUUAUUAUCUGCUCUUAAUUUUUUGUACUUGUUUUAUAAGUUCUGAUGUCAUACUGAUGGAGUGUUAUGCGUUUUGGGCUUCACGUAACUUCCCAACAGUCUGCUGCAUAGCCUAAAACCCAGAGUUGCCCCCUUUGUUGUCCUAACACUGUUAAGACAUCCUUAAAAGAUGAGGGGGUAAGUUUACAACAGGACACUGGGACCCACAGCAUGUUCUCCUCCAGUCUCAGAUAAUAGGAGAAAUUAUUCUCAAGAAUUUAGAUGUGCUGCAAAGUUGAUUGGGACCUGAGGUUUAGGGAGGGUAGGGAAGGGCAAAUAAUUUUCUGGAUUGUACCAAGAUCCCUGCUGCAUCCACUCAGCAAAGAGAAUCUUAUGAGUCAUAUAUAAGACAAAGCAAACAGAAAAUGUGAAAACUCACAGAAUUUGUUUGAAAAGAAUUGUUGAAAUUAUUUUUCAUUAUGAAAGGGACUACUAGUUAAUACUUUUAAAAUGCUCUACACUUUGUUCCCUCUGAUCUAGAAAUUGAGAUGUGCCUCCCAAUGCUCAAGAUUUGAUAAUAGAAUAUAGUAUUUUAUAUAAUCUACACAAUUAAAACAAGCCAUGGCUAAUUGUAACCCCCUACCUGGGAUUCAUCUCCAAUGAUAUUCCAGUCCAAUGAUACUGUUUUUCAAGAACUCGGAAGGGUUUUUUUUCUUUUUCCUUUCCCUUUUCCCUUUAUCCACCCCCUCCCCAACUUCUUAGUAUCUAACAUAUAUUACAGCCAAAUUUUGUGGGCCCAGAUCCUGGCAUUUUGAUGCUUAUCUUGCUUCCACAAUUACAAUUGUUAGCCAUUCCCAUGUUCCCCAUGCCCACAGUACAACAGAGCCCUGGCUACAACCCUCAGAGGUCUGUUUGCCAACUCAGUGUUUCACACACCCAGGAUACAUGCAGAGUUCUUCAUAAUGUGAACUUCCUGAUGGUUCAGUCCCAGAAGCAUUUCCUGCAGUUUCAACGUGACUUUGCCUCUCGGAUUUUCAACUUGAAGCCUUAGUUUGCACUGAAUUAUCUCAUCUGGUUUUAAAAUGUCUCAAAUGGACUGAUUUGGAAGCAAAAUGUGGUAUAUUUUAAAUAUUGAUGCAGGUACUUUCUGUAAACCUGAAAUGUUGAGCUUUGAGAAAGACUUUCCGGAAAAAAGACAGCAAUAGAAAGAAAGUUUUCUUCUCAGUUCCUAUUUUUAUUGUUUUGAAAAUGCAGUUUUUAAAACUUGUCUAAUGUGGCAAAAUAGCUAUGUGUUCAAUUAAUUUAUAUUUUAUUCAUUCUUUUUCAAUUCUGGAUAUGUAACCUCAAGUACUUUAUCUGUUCUUUUAAGGUAUUUUAUAAAAUGAAUGUUGACAAA